Tripterygium wilfordii is the source of this 656-nucleotide messenger RNA. RefSeq lists its product as uncharacterized. Bases 108 to 521 code for a protein of 137 amino acids. Lineage: Eukaryota; Viridiplantae; Streptophyta; Magnoliopsida; Celastrales; Celastraceae. The transcript has 2 exons. The record is from RefSeq and is a predicted model, not a curated record.
GAGUUUUGAUGUACAUACACUAGUCAAGAUGAAACAUAUAUUAAUGUGCAAAACUGGAGAUAUUCUUAGCACUUUCUUCCUCCUUUGAUUCUCCUAUUUAAUACCAAAUGUUGGAAACCCAGCUCUUCAGUUACAUGUCUCAAGCCAACAUGGCUGUGAAUAUGGACAACAGUGUUGAGUAUGAAGAUUUUGACGAGGAUGAUGCUUUCUAUGCUGAGCUUAGAAGGCAGAUUUUGCUUUUGACAGAAGACGAUGAAAAUGAAUUCUCGACUAACUUGAAUUCAAUCUCAAUCGCUGCUCGAAAACGGGGCGUGAACGGAUCAAGGGCUGCUUUUGGUGUUGCAGCAGAACCAGGAAGUUAUUUCAGCUGGAGGGAGGAUGAGGCAGCUGAUAGUAAGUUGGUCCCAACUUGGCUUGUAAAUUUGUGGAGAAAUGGGAAUGGAACUGGAGUCUUCAUUCCUCAUGCUGUCAAAUAUUCCAGAAGUGGACACAGACCAGGAAGGAGAAACUAUGAAGCAUAAAAGAAUGUACAAACAGGUGUAGAACAAGAAAUCAUGAAUAGACUGUAUUAUAUAUAUAUAAAAUCAUCUCUUCCAAGGGUCCAAAGAUUUGGAGCUGGUUUUAUUGUAAACAUAAAAAAGCCAAUAAGAUCAGAG